UGAACGGAACAGGUUCCGGCGUCAAAUCAAAACACAAGUUUGACAUUGGCCUGCUGUAAAACUUCCAUAAUGGCUUCUUUGACUUUAAACUCGUUAAAGCAGGUACUGAGAGCAAUGGUAGAUGGCCCGGGGUUCGACAGAGUCCUGACCAAGGUCGACCUCCUCUCCGCCGCCCCGGGGAAGGUGGUGUGUGGGAUGCGGGUGGAGGAGGAGCACACCAACCGCUUUGGGACGCUGCACGGGGGGCUGACGGCCACCCUGGUGGACGUGGUGUCCACCGUGGCCAUCAUGUACAGUGAGAGGGGGACACCCGGGGUCAGCGUGGACAUGAACAUCACGUACAUGAGCGCUGCCAAGUUGGGGGAAGAUGUUCUCAUCACUGCGCAGGUCCUGAAGCAAGGAAGGAGUCUGGCAUUUGCAACAGUAGAUCUCACCAGCAAGGCCACGGGAAAGCUCCUUGCACAAGGAAGACAUACCAAACACCUCGGCAGCAGCUAAACUGCAUCCUCUACGUCAGGGGUUUUCAAUUCCAGUCCUCGGGCCCCCCUGUCCUGCAUGUUUGAGACGCUACGCUACGUCAGCACACCAUGAUACAAUGAGCUGUGUCAUCAACAGAGAUGUACAGACCUUGAUGACAAGCUAAUGAGGACCAUUAAUUAGAAUCAGGCGUGUUGAUGCAAGGCAACAUCUAAAACACAAAGGGCAGGGAGGCCCGAGGACCGGAAUUGAAAACCCCUGCUCUACGUGCCUGUCUGUAAAUCAAAAUCAUGUUUUCUUUUCUGUGAAAACAGUCUGUAGAUGGAAACUAACCUCUCUGUAUAUACAUGUGCAUAUUUAAAAUUAAAUUGUGUCCAAGUACCAGAUCUCCAUA
This is a messenger RNA of Cololabis saira (Pacific saury), 871 nucleotides long. RefSeq names its product acyl-CoA thioesterase 13 (gene acot13). The transcript has 3 exons. NCBI's taxonomy places the organism in Eukaryota, Metazoa, Chordata, Actinopteri, Beloniformes, Belonidae. The record is from RefSeq and is a predicted model, not a curated record. The coding region runs from base 70 to 498 and encodes 142 amino acids. Gene Ontology annotation, molecular function: fatty acyl-CoA hydrolase activity.